Papaver somniferum (opium poppy) is the source of this 768-nucleotide messenger RNA. Its product is annotated as chaperone protein dnaJ 20, chloroplastic-like. Lineage: Eukaryota; Viridiplantae; Streptophyta; Magnoliopsida; Ranunculales; Papaveraceae. Gene Ontology annotation, cellular component: chloroplast. The transcript has a single exon. The record is from RefSeq and is a predicted model, not a curated record. The coding region runs from base 61 to 561 and encodes 166 amino acids.
CAACAAAAACCAAACCCAAUUCCAUCUUUUUCUCGAUACUUUAUUAGAAUCCUCUCUCAAAUGGAGGUGUCUUUAGCUUUGCAAACCAAUAUAGGAAAGUUAGAUUUCUUAUCAAAAGGGUCAGAAAAUUUGUUCAACAAGAGAUAUACGAUUUCGUGCAGAGUGAACAACCAUUGCAACUCCAUAAGAAUCGAAAGAGAAACUAAUUUCUAUGAAGUACUAUCACUUGAUUCAAGCAAGAAUGUUGGUUAUGAAGAUAUAAAGAAAGCUUAUAGAAGAAUGGCUCUACAAUAUCAUCCGGAUAUUUGUCCCGACCCUUCAAGAAAACAAGAAUCAACGGAAAGAUUUGUCGAGCUUCGUAAAGCAUACGAGACGCUUUCAGAUCCUGUUUCGCGUUAUAAUUAUGAUCAUCAACUUGGUUUGUCGGUUGGUAUUCACCAUGAUUCAGCAGUUAUGCAUCCAUCAAAAUUUACAAAAGAGGUUUGGGAAAAUCAGCUCUCUGGUCUCAAAAGAAGGUCUCAGAAUCGAAUGCAAAGGAAACAAAAGAACUCACGAAAUUAAAUCAGGAUUCUUAUUUUUUUUCCCCUUCAUUUUUUCUCUUAACAAAUUGUUCAAGCUUUGCAACACCUUGUAGGAAACAAUUAUCUUGCUCAUUCUACACCACAGUACUCACCGGUGCCUUGGAGUUGUAGCAUUUUGGUGUCCUCUUGAAGUUAGCCGCUUCUGAUUAUACAUUAAAUUUUAUUUUACGAGUUUUAAUUUCUAUAA